CCCACCAUGAGCGUCAGGGUCGUCGCGCGCAUCCGACCCUUGCUCAAGCAGGAGCUGGAAAAGGACACCAUCGUCGAGGCCGCGACAACAGUCUCGGAGCCACAGGCCACUCCCUCGAUCGUGCGCAUCCCGAACCCCAAGAACGAGGCCGAGGCUUUCAGCUUCCAGUUCAACAGCGUCUACGACCAGCUGGCCACACAACAACAAGUCUUUGACAAUGAGAUUGCUCCCACCGUCAAACACCUCUUCAAAGGCUUCGACGUCACCAUCUUUGCAUAUGGAGUCACAGGAACAGGAAAGACCCACACCAUGCGCGGUGGUAAAUUACUGGCCGAAAGAGGUGUCAUCCCGCGCUUGCUCAGCAGCAUCUAUCGCAGAAGUCGCAAGAUUGAAAAGGACUCUGAAGGCGACACCAACAUCGACGUCGCCAUGAGCUACUACGAAAUCUACAACGACCGCGUCUUUGAUCUGUUCGAAGCUCCUGAGAAGCGCACCGCUGCUGGCCUGCCCAUCCGCGACAACAAUGGCAAGACGGUAGUCGUUGGCUUGACCGAAAGACCUUGCACUUCCUUGAAAGACUUUGAGUCUCUCUACGACCAGGCCAACGUCAACCGCUCUACCUCUGCCACAAAGCUAAACGCACACUCCUCGCGCUCUCACGCAGUUCUCUGCGUCAAGGUAACUCAAGUGACUGGUAACGAAGUCCGCGUAAGCACUGCAAGCGCCAUCGAUCUGGCUGGCUCCGAGGACAACCGCCGCACCGACAACGGUAAGGAGAGAAUGGUCGAAUCUGCAAGCAUCAACAAGUCUCUGUUCGUUCUCGCCCAAUGUGUCGAAGCUAUUAGCAAGAAGCAAAGUCGCAUCCCGUACCGCGAAUCCAAGAUGACGCGAAUCCUCUCUCUUGGUCAGAACAAUGGCCUGACAGUCAUGAUUCUGAACUUGGCUCCUGUCAGAAGUUAUCAUCUCGAUACUCUUAGCUCUCUGAACUUUGCCAACCGCACAAAGAAGAUCGAAGUCAACGAGGUCGAAAACAGACCUUUCUUCCGCACCGCACCAAAGCCCGAACCUAAGUCUGGCAUACCCUCAAUUCCUCUGGCUAACCGUCAACCUUUGCGACCCAAAGCAUUGUCACAUAACGUUGUUCCUAGCAAGGAGCAAGCUGAAAAGGACAAGAUCGAGAAGCCGGUAAAGGCAUUCUCUGUUUAUUCUGAUAAGCCCAAGACAUCAACAAUAGCACGACCUGGUCACCUCUCCGGACAAGGCCACCCUCGUAUCGCUGAGGCACAAAAGCGCACUAGCAGUGAAGCCGUACCUACCAUCAACCGACCAUCCAAGGUGCUAAAAUCUACCGUAGCAGCCAGACCAGAGGCCAUGUCUCAGAAGUCAAUCGAAGAGCUUAUCGAAAGGAAAGUGGCCGAAAAGCUAGCCGAGCAGGCUCUCAGCACAAAGCUACCAGCAGGCACCGAGAUUUCUCCCGACGUACAAGCACGAUUAAUCGCUUUGGAGCGCAGAGUCAUCGACCAAGAAUCAGCACGCGCAGAGGGUCUGCAAUAUCUGCUCAUGGCCAAACAGCACACCGUCCGCGGCGAAGAAGUCAGCGCCCUCAAAAUGUACCAACUCGCACUCCCCUACUUCCCCGACAACCAAAAGCUAGCGCAGAAAAUGCUCAAGCUGCAAGAAAAGAUCAACCGCAAAGAAGAAGAGCGAAGACCCAAAUCCAGCGGCGGCGUGCCCCUGAUGACCGAAGACGGCGACGACGAUUAUCAACCCGAAGCCCACGACCAAGACGACGAAUCAGUCUUUGACAACCGCACCACAAAGUCACGUAGCAGCCGACCACCAAUCCGCCGCAACCUCAGCGUUUUCCGCGACGAAGCAGCCUCAGCACCUCAACCCUCAUGCCGAACCACAGACUCGGACUCAGAAGACGAGUUGGCACACUCACUCAUCAACACCGGUCCCGACCAAACACCCCGCUCCAAGCACAUUCUGCGCAUCAUCAACAGCCGCGACGUCGCGCAGAUCCGUCUGCUCAAAGGCGUAGGCGCCAAAAAGGCAGAAAUGAUUGUCAAUGCGCUGUGUGAAAUGGACGACGAAGUUAGACAUGUAGGCGAACUGGGCAGAUUGAAGGGCGUGGGCAUCAAAGGUGUUGAACGCAUGCGUGAGGGUUUGGCUGGUGUUAUGGCUUGA
Aureobasidium uvarum is the source of this 2190-nucleotide messenger RNA. NCBI's taxonomy places the organism in Eukaryota, Fungi, Ascomycota, Dothideomycetes, Dothideales, Saccotheciaceae. The record is from the annotation of a GenBank genome assembly.